Leptomonas pyrrhocoris is the source of this 514-nucleotide messenger RNA. RefSeq lists its product as hypothetical. Lineage: Eukaryota; Euglenozoa; Kinetoplastea; Trypanosomatida; Trypanosomatidae. The record is from RefSeq and is a predicted model, not a curated record. The coding region runs from base 50 to 514 and encodes 154 amino acids. The transcript has a single exon.
GCCAACGUCAAAAGAAGGACACACACUCACGUACACGCUAUUCGCUUCGAUGAGCUCUACAGCCGCCGUGACGCUGCCAGGCGCGCUGGCGAGUGGUCCCGCCCUGCACGCCCUCGUUCGCGUCGAGCUCACCAACGGCACCCUCGUCGUCGGGCGGCUCUUGGAGAUGGACGCGGCGACGAUGAACGUCAAGGUGGACGCCAUCACCUCCACCGCCGUGCGCCGGCGCCUCCGUCGUCGCUCCAGCACCGCCGCGGAAAGCGAUGUCCAUCACGGCAGUUCUGCGAGUAGCUCUGCGGCUGCCAACUCCGUCGUCGCUGCAGCCGCCGCCGCAACAGCAGCAGCCUUUGUGGACACCGUCGAGCCCGGUCCGAUUGCGCUGCGGUGCAUUCAGGGGAUGGUGAUCCGUGGCGCGUGUAUUCGCUUUUUAGACUUUAUUUGGGAGGGCAAAGACGGCGGGACGAGCGUCGGUGAAGUCGAGGCGGCUGCGCGGCAGGUGCGACCUUCCGAGUAA